This is a messenger RNA of Metarhizium album ARSEF 1941, 4545 nucleotides long. Its product is annotated as MIF4-like, type 1/2/3. The record is from RefSeq and is a predicted model, not a curated record. Bases 1 to 4545 code for a protein of 1514 amino acids. The transcript is spliced from 3 exons. Gene Ontology annotation, molecular function: protein binding; translation initiation factor activity; mRNA binding. Lineage: Eukaryota; Fungi; Ascomycota; Sordariomycetes; Hypocreales; Clavicipitaceae. Gene Ontology annotation, cellular component: eukaryotic translation initiation factor 4F complex.
AUGACGUCGCCUGCGAAUCAGCAGAAUCCGAUCCCGGCGCCCAACACCUCCGCGACCACGGCGACUUCUUAUGCCUCCGCUGCAGGUGCGCCCAAGAGACCUGUUCAGACGCCCCUGGUCGCAACCGGUUCCCAACCUCCUGUCGUGGUUGGCUCUUCCUCUGCCUCCCUGGCACAGAAUGCCAACACGUCUUCGCCAUCUCCUGUGAACGGCAAGCCAGCCGUCGCCCCUGCUGUCCCUGCUGUUGCCCGCGGUAGCUCUACCAACGGCGCCGGCGCGGACCAUUCGAGAAAAAGCUCCGUCACCAUGGCUGCCAAUGGCCCGAAUUCUUUUGCUGCCAAUGGCGGCGCCAAACCUGGCAUUCAGUUUGGCUUCGAUUCACCGGCCAUGGCACACAGCACUCCCCAUGCUGGCAACGCUGCUCCUAUCCCCAUUCCUGGAGCCGGCACCCAUCGCGUGCCCUCGCCCGCCCACUCCCCGUCCCCGAUUCCCCAGCCGUCUGCCAGCGGCGGCCGGCCUCCUUCCGGUCUCCCAGCCAGUGCCCAGAUGACAUUUGGUAGUCUCAGCAGUGAUGGCGAGCGCCACAUGAGACAGGGCUCGGUGCCCCCCAACUCGAAUGCAAUGGGAGCGCAGCCGGGAGCGCAUUACAGACGCGAGUCGAGCCACUCUGUUCAGGGCGACAACCGAUCCAACUUCCCUCCCCAAGGCGGCCGUGGCCGAGGUUUCAAUCCACACAAUCAAUUCAGCAAUCAAAUGGGGUACCCGCCAAACAAUCAGUUCAGAAACGGGCCCGGUCAAGGUCGUGGCAUGCCCCCUUCCUUCCAGCCUCAACCGCGCAACAUGCCGUAUCCCAACUCUCCCCAGCCGGCUCGGAGCCCUGCCCUCGUCCCGUCGAUGCCAAAUACUCCCAGCAUGCCCCCGGCGACGAUGCAGCCGAACAUGACCACGGGCACGUCUCCGCAGUACCAUUAUCCGCCGCCUCCCAUGGCACCACAGCACCAACAAGUACAGGCUCCCUUUUCUGACGUGUCUGAUAAAUUGCAUUUUAAGUCGUUCAAGAAGAGCAAGGCUCGUCGAGACCACGCCAAGUCCCUGCAGUCAGGGCGUCCACUGGACCCCAUACGCGAGCUACGCGGAAGCGACCCUAGUCAGCCUCAGCGCCGUUUGCACCAGCGGCCAGAGCAACAGUGGCGUGACCACGAUGUCGGUCGCGCUCGAGGUGACGUGUCCGGUGGCGGCGCUGGGUCGGCAGUGCAAUACCACAAUCAUGUUCAUUCUCAUGCUGCCCCUCUGCCUUUGCCCAAGUUCCUCCCUCAAGACGCAUCUCCGCUUGAUUUAUCACCCGAAAGUGGUGGCUUUGAACUUUGGCUGACUAGAAAGCAUCAGAACUACGGCUACCCGCCGUCGCAGAUUGAUCAAUACGGCCGACCCGUGCCCAUUCCCUAUGCCUACAAUAGUGUCCCGCCGUACAUGCCCCCUCCGCAGACCAACUCGCCUGCUUACAGCCAGCAGUUUGCGCCUCCUUAUGCUUCCCAGCAAAGCCACAGCAUGUCCCGUACCCCGUCGCAACCCGAGCGACCUUCCAGCGCCAGCCAGCAGAGCCAGCCGCUCGUUGUCGGCUCGUGCCAGCCUCCCAAUGCUCCGGGCAAGCCUGGACCCAACAACUUUGUCAAGCCUAGGAAGAGCGCGGCUAUUCAGAUCAAGAAUGCCGCCGGCGAAGUUGUUGACACUUCAACCUUCAAGCAACCCGUCUCUCCUGCCCCCACUGGCCAGCAGUCCAAGACGCCUCCUGCCGUGGCCUCGACGCCUACCCCCCCGCCCAAGUCAUCCACACCCUCUGCUCAUGGUCGAUCUGAGAGUACGGCCACGCCCAAGACGGCCAAGGAGAUCCAGGAUGAGCUGAAGGAGAAGAUAAAGCAAGCCACGCAGGGGGCCGCCGUCAGUGAAGCCAAGAACAGGGAGCAGACUGCCACGAAAAGCAAGGUUCCCUCUGACAGCCCUGCCGAGAAGGACGCUGCCGUCGCAGCCACAAGUCCUGCCGAAGUCGACGAGCCCAGCAAGGCUGAAGAGGAGAAGAAGCCUGGUGAGCCCGUCCCCGGCAGCGGGGAUCCCGCAGAGGAUGAAGAAUUUGAGCGGAUGAUCCGGGAAAUGGAAGAGGCCGAUGCCAAGCGCGAAAAGGAAGAGGAAGAGUACCGCAAGCGCGCCGAAGCCAAAAAGGCUGAACAGAAGAAGAAGGACGAAGAAAGCCGCAAGGCGAAGGCCGCUGAAGAAGACCGCCGUCUUCGGGAGCGGGAGCGCGAGAUGGAGCGCCUGGAGGACGAAAGGGAGCGACGACGAAAGGAAGCCGAAGCCUCUGGAAAGACCAUGUCUGUUGCGGAGAUGCUUGCUGCCACUCGGACUUCCAAGGACGGUGACGACGCCGCCAAUGUCAGCUCCGUCGCCGACAAGCCGCCUGGCGUCAAGACUGCCGAGGAGAAGGCUGGCGGCGACGCCGCGGGUCAGAAGCGCUCGGCCAAGCCUGCCGCCCUCAAUCUCGCGCCUCUCAACACCAAACCUGUCGAUCCGCCUCAGCCCAGUGCGGCGCUCCAAUCUCUCAAGUCGUCUCGGUUCCUGCAGGUCAUGGACCAAGAUAUUUACCCCUCCGGCAUCAACUCCCCGAACCCUGCUCUGAACGCCGCCGCCGCCAAGAAGGGCAAGAGCUUCAAGUAUGACGCUGCUUUCCUGCUGCAGUUCCAGAAGGUGUUUACCGAGCAGCCCUCUGUCGAGUUUCACCAGCAGGUCAAGUCCCUGAUCGGAGACGGUGACCGUUCUGCUCGCGCCCAGACGCCUAGGCAGCCUUCUAACCGCAGCAGCAAUGCCUUCCCCAUGGGCACGUUCAACGCCCCCCCGGGCCGCACACUGCCCUCGGGCACCACCUCUGAGCAGCGCAUGGCGAUGUCCAGUGGCGCUAUGCCCCGACCCCCUGUUGGCUCAAUAGGGUCGUUCCGUGGCCCCGGAGGCGGAUUCCCGGGCACCGCCAUGUCUCGGACCUCGUCGCAGUCCAGAGGUGCCGGUCCCAACUCGCCCGGCGGCCGCCAGUCCAGCCGCUCUACCCGCGGCAGCCGACGCGAUUUCAACACCAAGGAGGCCCAGGCUGCUAAGACCAUGCCCCUAACCGCUGGUCAGGAGAUCAAACCCAUUGCCAUCACUGCCAACGGUUGGAAGCCUAGCAGUGUCGGCAUCAAGGCCGCCGCUCCGGCUGCCAGUUCCAGCGGCUACCUUGACCCUGAAAUGGUGCAGAGAAAGGUGAAGGCGGCUCUCAACAAGAUGACCCCCGAGAAGUUUGACAAGAUAGCCGACCAGAUUCUGGCUAUUGCCGGGCAAUCCAAGGACGAGGCUGACGGCCGUACGCUGCGUCAGGUGAUUCAGCUCACUUUUGAGAAGGCAACUGACGAAGCGCACUGGGCCUCCAUGUACGCCAAAUUCUGCAAGCGCAUGCUCGAGAACAUGAGCGCAGACGUUCGCGACGAGCGCAUCAAGGACAAAAACGGCAACAUCGUCAGUGGUGGCAACUUGUUCAGGAAGUACCUCUUGAACCGAUGCCAGGAGGAGUUUGAGCGUGGCUGGGCCUCCAACUUGCCUCAACCUAAGGAGGAAGAGGGCGGCGAGGAUGCCCCCAAGAAGACGCUUGGCGACACGACGAUGCUGUCUGACGAAUACUACGAGGCUGCGGCCGCCAAGCGACGUGGUCUGGGUCUUGUCCAGUUCAUCGGUGAGCUGUACAAGCUCGGCAUGCUGACUGAGCGCAUCAUGCACGAAUGUGUCCACAAGCUCGUUGACUACAAGGGGGUCCCCGACGAGGCGGAAACCGAGUCCCUCAGCAAGCUGCUGUGCACGAUUGGUGCCAACUUGGAUGCCACGGAAAAGGGUCGUCCCUUGAUGGACGUGUACUUCCAACGCAUCCAGACCAUGAUUGACCUUCCCGAGCUCCAGAGCAGAUUGAAGUUUAUGCUCAUGGACAUCAUCGAUCUGCGCAAGGCCAACUGGGUCUCCAAGGAGGCCAACAAGGGCCCCAAGACUCUGGAGGAAGUGCGCGCCGAAGCCGAGGCUCAGGCUGCCAAGGCUCAAGAGUCUGCCCGAAGCAACACUCGCGGCGGUCCCGGCCGCCCUGCCGUCGGCCGCGGCGAUGCUCGCAACUUCUCCGGCGGCUCCGUGCAGCAGACGAGCAACCAGGUCGGCAUGGACGACCUACGACGCCUCAAGGGCUCCGCCGGCAGAACCUCGAGCCAGAACCUCACCUUUGGCCCGUCUUCUAUGCUCACCUCGCGCAGCAACAGUGGCCGACGUCUCGGACCGGGAGGCUCUCUUGGCCGCCCUGGCGAGGACUCUGGCGCCUCGUCGCGAACUGGCACUCCCCCCACCCGUGACAGCACCUCCAACACGAACGCAUUCAGCCUGCUCGCAAACAUGGUAGAUGCCGAACACCCCGCCUCGCCUCCAUCUGCAGGACCCUCCCCUCUUCUGGCCAAGGCCGUGCCCGACAGCGGCAAGAAUGAGGGCGAGUAA